AUGGGUUGCUGCAGUUCAAAGGAUGUCUGCGAUGCGAUAUAUGUGGAGAUGCGUCGACGGCUGGGUGUGGAGCCAACAAUUAGGACGGAUGCCGUUUCCGCCGCGAAACGUACCGUAGAGUUCGAGGAAAUGAUAUCACGAAAUACAGGGUGCAACAGCAGCACAGAGAAAUGUGUAGCCGUUGGGCAGCUGCGGCUGUAUGAUCGAAAACAUUGGCGGAUGUCUUCUGUGCAUCCGUACAACGAUUUGCUGCUGGCAGAUGUGGUGGAGGACGUCGCACGUCACCGUAAUGUGGCUUCAGGAGGAUGCUCUGCCGAGUUGAGGCGCUGUGACUACCGACCGUGGCUUCUUUGUAUGUGUGAAUUCUAUCGUGUGAUGCUGGUCUUUGAGAAGGCGAAGCUGCUUAACUCCGGAGGCUGGGAGAAGACCGUACUCACAGAGAAUGGCCUCAGCAAGUGCUUACCAGCAUUGACGUCUGAAUUUGCGUCGGCCUUUGCAUCGAAUCAAGGACCUGGUAGCGUGUUCGAGCCGCCUUCAUCAGCUUCCGCAGCAACAGUGCUGCAACAGGCGUUGGAGUGGUCGAUUAAUCCCUUGAAUGCGGGAAAAGGAGGCGGAGACGCAGCGGCGCGUUCUGUCCUAUUGGCGACAUUUGUGCGCUGGCUGACCCUACGGUAUGUCUGCACGUUGUUGAAUGACGAAGAUGCGGUGCCUCGUGAGGCAACACCCAAACGGAGUUCGCGCGCCGCCAGUGCUGACGAUGAGAAGGGUGAUCCCACAGAGACACGGCCACUAUGGGGUGAUGUAUUUCUGCAAAAACAGAAUAUGCUGAGGUGCGCGUUAUCGGAUCGCUCGCAGCUGGAGAAGUUGUUUGACUCCAUGACGCACGGCACGCGGCUGUUGUCGGAGGCGGGUGCCAUGGCGGGCUGUUACCACCACUUCAGCAUGGCGGAUCUGUUCGAGGAUAAGUCUGUGCACGACGCACUCGUGUCGGUGGCCUUCCGCGGGGUUGUGCAGGAGGAGAUAACACAGGACGACGAGGACACGGCGUGCAUUUGCAGCCUUCCUGUUUUUUCCCGUUUCCUCGAGGCAUACACAGAGGUGCUGCAGCUUUACUACCAUGCCGUCAUGCAGGAAGCCGCACUUCACGGGACGGAGCCUACGCUCGGGAUGCCUGCCCCCGAUCUUGAGAGAGAGGCACUCACACGUCUGCUGGAGUCGAUGAAAGGCGAAAAGGAUGAGAAUAACAGCAGUGAAAAGGAAAAUAGCGACAAUGACUGCAGUGAACUCGCGGAUCAGUUUUUGUCAUCUCUCGGCACGGGCAAAGGUGAUGCUCGGCAAGUGCCUUUCCUUCCGUUGGCCGAUGCAUGGGUGACGCAGCUUCUGUUGAGCGGUGACAAACCCGAAGUGAAAGAUAUCAGUGAACUCUACGAAGCCCUUGGACUCGGAAGUGACAUCCGAAAGGAGGCGAUUAUGUCUCUUCUUGUUGACAAUGGCUGGAACGCCAACGAGGCGGAAAGGACAUUCAACGCCAUGCAGGCGGAUGUGGGGUUGCCGCAGUAUUGCACAGCGCAGGAGUUGGCCUGUGCCUGCGCGCGUCAGCAAUGGUUGGCGGAAUGCGAGGAACGAAAGCCCGCUGCAGUGGACGAUGCUGAUGGGAGAAGCACCCCUAACGAAGGCAACGAAACGAUCCGGAUUCUCGAGAAUAUUCACCUCAUGCGUUUGCUGCACGGUGUGUACGGCAUCUUUGCUGCAGUACGUGUGUUGGAGACCAUAUCAUUGGAGGAAGGCUGCACACCUUCAAUGAAGUCCGAUGCCUCCAAGUGGGACACCACGACGCUGCUGCCUGGGCAUGUGCGUGCACUUGUGCUCCGCGAGGCUGGCGCCACGCUAGGGGUUCCGAGCUUGACUGCAGACUCUGAAAACGGGGCUCCAGGAGGGAGAGAAGUAACAGGACCAACAACAUCAGCAGAAGGAACAGUAGUAGGAGUAGCGACAGCAGAGGAAGAAAACAAAGAUGCCCUGUGUGUCACUGCCGCACGGCUUUUGCAACACAUAUCCCGCCGAUACGUGGAGGAGAAAAUGAUGGGUUGGAGACGCGAUGCCUGGGAGCGUUUGCGGGCGGCGUGGCCCCUCAGCGAUGAAGAUCAGCGACACGAUGUAUUCUUCCAAGCACUCACACGGGAAGGAGAGCGAGAGGUGCGUGCCGAAGCUGAAGGGACUGAUGAUAGCGCUCCCUGCCCACCCUUUGACGAACUGUACGAGCAGUACGCCUCCGAUCUUCUUUUCCUAUUACCACAGGAGGAGUUUCGUGCGGUGUGCCGCAACGCGGUGCGGGCGGUGGUUGACACCACUGACGCGUGCUUCACUGCAGACGAAGUCCCCGCAUUUCUGCGGUACACAAUGGGCUAUCUGCAGGUGAUGCUUGCGCUAGGCGUACCACACGACCCCUCCGCUCGUGACACUACAGCAAAGGUUUCAUGGGAAGAGCUUCAGGCCUGGCUUCUGCGCGAGGCUAAGAUAAUGUUAAAUGAGCCUCUCAGGGCUGCCUUUGCGAAGUGUGCAGGGACAGACAGCAAUGGCGUUGCAGUGAAGGAUGUCGCGGAGUGGUUUGGACUCCGGGAGGCGCGAAAAGGAUCACUCGAAACACGGCUUCGCGUGUGGUUGCGUCAGAUACGAGCUCACUUGCCGAUUCGGUACACCGCUGCCGACAGAAAGACACGCAAGAAAAUCACCGACACGAUCAGUGCGGCCGAUGACUAUAUAACAACAGAGGCCCUGACCGAAUUCCUGUCGUUGCACUACGGCCUCUGUCGAGUAUGGCCACGAGGGAUGGGGAGCAAGUUUGUGAUGUUUGCCGUGCAUGCGACAAACAAGAUCCUGCUGCGUGAGGACCUGCAGGGUAGCGAGCUGCACCGAAGUGACUUGCGCUUCCUUCUAAUUUUCAUUUACACCUACCUUGAUGUCUUUCUCCACGGGGAGUGCUUGGAGGAGAAGGCCGCGGAGACACUGGAAUGUGAAGAGGAGACACCAACAUCCCCAGUGCCACUGUUGUGUGUGUCAUGGGCCGAUAGUAAGAUGCGUCUGGCGCUGUGCUCACUGCUUAAGGGGCGGGGCAUGGACGAGGAACUCCUCCUCUCCCACGUCCUGUGUGAUGCCGCGGGUCACAACGACCAAGACGACGACGACGACAAAAACAAUAAUGACAACAUGAAACUAUUUACGGUUGCCGACGUGGCCAAUACUGUCGCCCGUGAGGCCGUUGCCGCUGCACUGCAACGGUACCUGGACAAAUGUGCAGCAGCAGCGGCAAAACAUCACUCAGACUCCAUGUGGGAUCUGCUGCGGCAGCGCCUUCCCAUCGGUAAAACGGAAGCACAGCGGCUGCAGCGGCAGCGGCUCUUCUCGAGCAUAGACCUCCAAGGGCGACAUCUGCUCACACUUUGCGAUCUCCACCGUGGAAUGUUUGACAUACUUAAACUGUACGAUUUCCGCGAAGACCUGAGCCCUGUUCUAUUUCGAGCCUUCUUUGCGACGAAGGAAGUAUCAUCAUCAGCGCAGAACACUGUUUAUUUAUUAUUGGAUGGUGAACAAUUCAUCACCGCUGCUGAGUUCCGUGCCUUUUUAUGGUAUGUAUACACGUACUUUGAGCUGUACUACAUGUUUGACACCCUCUGCACUAGUGCUGAGAGCCAGCUGAACAAGACAGUGUCUGUCGAGGCGUUCGCGGAUGCUGCACCACUGCUUAAGCGGUGGGGUGUUCGCAUAAAUGACGCCGCGGAUAUGUUUGCAUCCAUCAACCGCAAAUGUAAAGAAGGCGACCCAAUGAAUUUCAUAGGGUUCGCCACGUGGGCGUCGCUGCACCACCUGACACCGAGUGGCUACUCUCAUGAGGAACCAAUGGAUGAUGAUAGUGAUGAGGAUGAUGAUGUUAUUGCUGCUGUGGAGGAAGCGAGGGAGGGAGAAGGACGGAUACAAAACCAAGAGAAUGAGGGGGUAUACACGAAGCAGGCGACUGAUGGUGCAGCGCAGCUGGCAGUGUAG
Molecule: messenger RNA, 4041 nt
Organism: Trypanosoma grayi
Lineage: Eukaryota; Euglenozoa; Kinetoplastea; Trypanosomatida; Trypanosomatidae
Product: flagellar calcium-binding protein
Exons: 1
Coding region: 1-4041 (1346 amino acids)
Source: RefSeq, a predicted model, not a curated record